Cyclocybe aegerita is the source of this 3117-nucleotide messenger RNA. The record is from the annotation of a GenBank genome assembly. Lineage: Eukaryota; Fungi; Basidiomycota; Agaricomycetes; Agaricales; Hemipholiotaceae.
UGGACUCAAGCGAACGACUUGUUCAAACUUGGAUGGCUUCUGGUCGAGAUGAAGAAAUAAACGAGAUCGUUUUAGGCAUCUCGAACGACCGAACAUCGUUGAUCAAUGUCGUGAAGGCGCUAGGGGAGUAUCUCACUUCAGAGGAAAGCGAAUUGUUACAGAAAGGUGUAGAACUACUAUCGCUGGUCGUUGCUCGGUGCCCUUAUGAAAGAUUGAAUCGCCAAUCUGGUAGGGUCCUGACUGCCUUUUUCUGCGGCAAAUUGAACGACUCCGUCACCGUCAAGCAUGCCUUAAGUGGCCUUGUUUCACUUGUGUCCCUGCCAACGUUCUCUCCGGCCGAGGCCAACACUGUUGUCGAAGCGGUACUACGACAUAUCAGGAUGAAGGGCUUGGUCCAAGAUGUCCGUUUCAAGGUCUUUUCCAUAAUAGAUUCUCUCAUGGCUUUCCAUCGACAAGGUCUGACCUCUAUGGGCAAACCCUUCUUGGAUGGAUAUACGACUCUAGCAGAUGGCGAGAAAGAUCCUCGAAACUUGAUGGUUGCUUUCGCGAUAGCUCGAGUAAUCUUAAUCGAGUUCGAUGUCUCUCAACACACUGAGGCCAUAUUCAACAUUCUAUUUUGCUACUUCCCUAUUACAUUCCGACCUCCGCCAAAUGAUCGCUAUGGCAUUACUACCGACGACCUGCGAACAUCCUUGAGGCGAUGCCUAGGCGCGACCCCAGCGUUUGGACCAUUGGCGGUCCCUGUGUUCCUGGAAAAACUCACUGCUGGGUCGCGAGCAACGAAGGAAGAUACUCUUCAAACGAUGGCGUUUUGCUUCCCUGUAUACGGAUCAGCAUUAGGUCGCGCACAUGCUCGGAAACUUUGGAAUGCUCUGAAACUGGAGGUAUUCCAACCUGUCGACCCGCAAACUGAGGAAGAGGCGCUGAGGACCACACAAGUGCUCGUCAAAACGAUUUAUACAGACGAAGAGGCUGCUGUUGAGUCUAAUGACGAUGUCCAUGGCCUUGCCAGGGACGCCUGCGAAGAAUGUAUACAGAUCCUCAAGGAGCCAGAAAAAAACCAAGCGAAGGCUGCCAUAAAGAUAUUGUGCUCAUUCAUGGCAACUACUCGUUCUGUGUCGCGGUAUACAACCUCGCAAGCUGUUCCUCAUCUCGUCAAACUGUUUCAUAAGCCAGAUGAAGCGCCAACUCGUGGCGCAACGCUUGCCUUGUUGUCAGAAUUGCUUUUGGCCGCUUGUGAUUCGCAGGUUAAAUUACCCACCGCAGAGGCUGAUCCCGCAUUGCUGCACUACAAAGAUGAGGUCCUGGGUGUCUUGACAGUCGGGUUGCAGUCGACAACGUUGCGCGUGGCAGCAUUACCUGGCCUCAAAGCCAUGGCAUCUACAGACCGUCUUCUUACUGACGAAGAGCUCGGGUUUAUUGUUCAUAGAGUCGGCGACGUUAUCGAAAGUGAUUUGGACGGGUUCGAGGAAGCUAGGGAAACCAUCCUUGAUCUGUUGAAGACGAUUAGUGACCGUGCUCCACAACGCAUUUCCGAGCAGACUCUUCCUCUGCUGUUUAAAUCACUCCCGGACAAAGCACCAUCCCGCGAGGCAACAGCCGAGCGCGAAAAAUGCUGGCAAGUUCUUUCUGCACUACAAAUACUCUGUAUCCAGCAAGAACUUUUUGAAAACCUCGUCAUACGUCUGACAACAAAGUUGGACCUGAUAUGCUUCCCCUCACACGGUUUGAACGAUACCAUCAAUGAUCUAGAGCUGGAUGCCGCCUUCGUGCACAUGAUAUUGAAGACGUUGGCCCAGACACUGUCAACGAAGGUUAAAACAGGACAUCCUGACGUCCCUAAGUACGUCGACCAGCUCCUCCCCCGGAUCUUCAAUAUCUUCAUAUCCUCGGCCGUUCUCUCAACCGAGCAACCAAUGAUUGCGACAAAUCCCCGACUGCUCAAUGUAGCAGCAGAGAUUAUUACCCUUGUCGUACAGUCAUUACCACCUUCGCGGCAGCAAUCAUACUCGAUUGGUCUCUCAAAGGCUAUCAUGGAUGGAGAUACGACAGAUAUUGCUCAAGACUUCCAGAAGAAAUCAAGCGCACGGAGACUUGAUUUCUUUGGUGCGAGUACAACGAACGAGAGGAAUCUUUUGGCUUUGCUAACCGCAGCGGUAAUUCCUUUCCAUAAAGAAGUGUAUCUUUCAAUCGGAGAUGUCGACAAGUUCCUGGAUACCUUACUCGCCUUUGUAACGGAGGAAGCGGAUACAGAUCUGCAAAGAUUAUCCGCACUUCAUAUGCUCUCUUCGAUUCUUAAUCGUCGAGCAGCUGGACUUUCAUCGUUCUUGCAAGACAAGCUUGACAGCUUCUGGCACAGAGAAAUAGCUGAUCGAAGUGCGCUAGUUCUGCGACGCAAGUCCGCCAUUCAAGCCUGGACCUGGGUAUCGAAAGCAUUGCUCGUGCGAAAACACCCACUCGCUAUGAAUUUUGCCGAACGUCUAUUCGACGCCUUCGGAGAUGAAACUAUUGGCUGGGACGCUGCAAGGGCGAUGGGGGAUAUCCCUGCUCAAGAUUCAGUGUUGAACAAGGCUAAUCAUGCUGAAAUCAAGGUACUUUAUGUUCAGAAGUAUGUCAACAGCAUCCUUCCACGGCUCAUUCAACUAGCCAAGGGUGCCAGCAGUCCCGUGGAAAAGACUGCAGCUCUGGUCGCGUUAACUUGUGUCAUCAAGUCAAUUCCAAGAGCUGCUUACAUUCAUGAAAUGCCAUCCGUCAUCCCUCUUCUGUUACGGGGCAUUGAUCUGCCCGAUGCCGAUAUUCGAUGCAGCGUUAUCGACACAUUCCUCGCUGCAGCAGAGGGUGAGACACCAGAGAAAAACAUGAUCUCGGAGCACAGCGGCACACUUGUGAACGCCAUGCUGAGAAAUAUUCGAGCAGAAAAGAUCGCUUCAACGGAAGUUCGUAUUUCGGCCUUACGUUACCUGGGAGGUUUGCCCAGCAUCGUGCGAUACGACAUGCUACACCCAUACAAAUUCACGGUCCUUCGAGAAUUAGCGAAGACCCUAGAUGACCCCAAGCGAUCAGUACGCAAGGCAGCAGUCGAUGCAAGGACCAAUUGGUUCAAAUACAAAGGAUAAG